This is a messenger RNA of Lottia gigantea (owl limpet), 426 nucleotides long. RefSeq lists its product as hypothetical. Gene Ontology annotation, biological process: arachidonate secretion; phospholipid metabolic process. Gene Ontology annotation, molecular function: A2-type glycerophospholipase activity; structural molecule activity. The record is from RefSeq and is a predicted model, not a curated record. NCBI's taxonomy places the organism in Eukaryota, Metazoa, Mollusca, Gastropoda, Lottiidae. The transcript has a single exon. The coding region runs from base 1 to 426 and encodes 141 amino acids.
AUGAUUGUCGUUCACGCUCCAAAAACUUAUUUCGGUUCAGGAGAUAUACAAAAAUCAUUGGGUUCUCUUCCUGGAUUUCCAUGGGCGAAAUAUCCCGGAGAAAAACAUCUUCCCGGUCAUAAUUACACCGGUCCAGGUACUAGGUUAGAUCUGCGAUUAGACGAAAACGAUAAACCCAAACCAGGCGAAGAACCAGUCAAUAGAGUUGACGCCGCUGCGCUUAAACACGAUAUUUUAUACAGAAACAAAGACAUACAGUUUAGACACGAAGCAGACAAACAAAUGAUAAUAGAACUUGAAAAUAUUCCAAAUCCAACUUUCAAAGAGAGAAUGGAAAGAGCAUUAAUCGUUAAACUGUUAAAAGCAAAGAUGAAAUUAGGUAUGGGAUUGGCGGAUGAAAUUCAUAAAGAAUUUAGUAAAAAAUAA